Pomacea canaliculata is the source of this 14341-nucleotide messenger RNA. RefSeq names its product dynein heavy chain 3, axonemal-like. Gene Ontology annotation, cellular component: dynein complex. Gene Ontology annotation, biological process: microtubule-based movement. Gene Ontology annotation, molecular function: dynein intermediate chain binding; ATP hydrolysis activity; minus-end-directed microtubule motor activity. Lineage: Eukaryota; Metazoa; Mollusca; Gastropoda; Architaenioglossa; Ampullariidae. The record is from RefSeq and is a predicted model, not a curated record. The transcript is spliced from 74 exons. The coding region runs from base 206 to 12415 and encodes 4069 amino acids.
GCUAAGUGCUUAGCAACUGGAAGCCCGGAUAUCGCUUGCCAAAAUGGAACCCGUUACCUGUCUAUUUGUGGUCCGAGGCUUAUCCAUUAGACAAAAAAUGUGAUUAAAUUCAUCGAAUAUACUUAACAGAGAGACUGUCCUGUCCUGUACAAAGAUAUACCAUUUCAUUACCGUGGAGUACGAACAACAUUUGUAGACGUCAAAAAUGGCACUAGAACGAGCAAAAAUGAUGGAAACACCUUUUCAGAGCUGCAGCAAAAGUAAAGGCCUUCCUGGCCUUCCUCCAUUGCCAGCUUUGGCAGCAAAUGAUCCAUCAGACCUUUACCAGAUUGUUCUCCGAAACAGUGAGCAUCCUCCUAUUAUGAAAGGUACAUCAUGGACAUUGGCCUCACCAUUCAAGGAACAAAAGUACCAUCGAUCACCAAGUGAAUCUAUAGCCAACAAUUAUACUCCAUCUGCAAGUGAUCUGAAACUUAAAGACUUACCAAAGCUUACACGAGCAAGGACAAAAGCUAAAAGGCUGCCUUGUGUCAACAAGAGGGUUGAUGGUUUGAUCAAAAGUCCUUGCAAGCCUGAAAGUCUGCAAAGGUGCAAAACAACUUUAGACAGGGGAAUCAAUGGACUUAGCAGUGAAGACAAAGGCUUCAAGGCACUUGUACUACUUCCAAUACAAGAAGUUACCAAUAUGCCCCCAAGCCGUCCACUCACACCCACAGAACAGAUUGACAUCAUGCUAGCAAUAGAGAGUGAAGAUAUGUGUGAAGCAGGUGUCUCAUCAGAAAGAGACGAAGAGCGGUACUAUUACUACAUCCAGAAAGGAGUACAUAAAGAUAUGCUGGCAGGGCAGCCUCCUGAACAGUUGCAGGCAAUCCAGCGCUUAGUUCCAGAGAAAUAUCUGACCAGUUCUUUCCUCUCUGGCCUGCGGGAUAAGCUGCUGGAAGAAAUUGAUCAAGCCUAUGACUUCAGUGCUCGCAAGGCAAUAGUUGACUACGUGUUGCAAGACCCAGCAGAGAGGGAUCGACUCUUUAUCAAGUGGAUUCCAAAGCCAUUCCCACAAAGGGUGAUUCGUGCCCCUGUGCCAUGGCACGACACAUGCAAGGAAAUGAAGACAUACAACCAGUCUCACCUUUUCAUCACCAACCCUAUCAUGCUGAAGUUGCAGCAUGUCUGGUUUAGCCAGUUUAGUCACCUGCGUUUUGUCAACCUCAGUAAGCUGUUAGCAGCUGACUUGCCUCUCCUUCCUCAAGAGUUUGAAUCACAGGUGAAGAAUCAGUGCUGGGAGGCACAUGAGCAUCUCAGGAAAAGCUGGAUACCUGUUUGUGCCAAGCUGUUCAUUGACCAUCAGGAAUACUGGCAUCAUCUAGUGCCUCCAAAUGAGGGAGACUCUACAGAACUUGUGCAAGAGUUCUUCUCGAGUGUAGCAGCACUCAUGUCCAUCCAGCUACGUUCCAUGGUUAUCAACUCACUCAUUGACUUCCUGGCAUUUUUUCAAAUCCAUGAGGCUGGCAAUGAUUUUGGUGAGGAGUAUGAUGAACUUCAGUACGUGAUGCCACAAGUGAUGAUCAUCAAACUAAAAGUGGAAGAACCAAAGAUUAUCUUUGAACCUCCCUUCAAGGAGAUUCGAGAUAUCAUUCUGCGGUGUUUUUCAGAAAUUGUUGCCAGUGGUGAUGGACUUACUAGGGUGGAAUGUGAGCUGUUCCCAGACAUGCGAGGCCAGAGGCUUCUUCUGCGUUCUGUUAAGAUUGAAGAGACUCUUGUCACGGAUUAUGUAGACAAGGCUAUGGAAAUUUUCAAACUAAACACUGCUGGACCCACAAAGUAUCUGAAUGUCUACAAGAAAUACUCAGACCUGUUAAACAACAAGGCUGACCAAGAUGUAUCUGCAUUUCUGCGAGAACCACACUCCAUCCAGGCUUUUAAACAGAAAAUUCAAGAAUAUCAACACCUCAAGGAGGAGAUAAUGCUGCUAAGAAUUACCGUCCCACUUAGCAUGUUCUGCCUGGACUGUGUUCACCUCAACAAUGAACUGGCUCUCCGAUCACAGCGUCUAAAGGAACGACUCAUUGUAUAUGAGGUGGAUGAGAACCGGGAUCUCAACCGAUUAAUCUGCAAGAGAUAUGAUGAGAUGGCUGACAAAGUAAGCAGCAUCCCUGAUGCCACUAAGGAGCUUGUUGAAGUGCAAAAUUAUCUGAGACAGUCUCAGGAUGUCACUGUCUACAAGCUGAAAGAUGAAAUUGAUGAAGCAGCUAGCAGGCUGCUCUUCCUUCUGGAUUAUGCCAUCUUUCCAUUUGAAGAUAUAAAGUUAAACAGCACAGUCUUCCACUGGCCAGGACACAUCAGCACAGUGUUUGAGCUGAGCAACAAUCGCAUCCAGAGCAAGCGAGAAAGCCUGGAGGAGGACCUUAGAAAGAGAAUUCUUGCUUUUGAAGACAGGCUUUCUGACUUUAUGAAGGAAGUGGAAUCUUUCAAGAAAAAAGAAUUCAUGAGCAGUGAGGAAAUGAAGUCCAAUGUCGAGGCUCUUGCUCGACUAACAACAUGCCUGGAGGAGGCCAGAGAUGAGCUGGAGCGACUAAAUGAAGAAGAAACACUGUUUGAGUGGGAGGUAUCUGACUUCCCCCAGCUGCAGCAGAUGUUCACUAUGAAGGAGCCAUAUGAGAAACUGUGGAACACUGCUUGGAACUUUACACAGAAGAAUGAGAUCUGGAUAAAUGGUCCUUUCAAAGACUUGAAUGCAGAAAUAAUUGACCAGGAGGUGUCAGAAAUGUGGCGGACCAUGUACAAGCUAACAAAAAGUUUCACUGAGCAGCCAGGCCCACGACGCAUAGCAGAAAGCAUAAAAUCCAAGAUUGACAAGUUCAAAAAUCACCUGCCCAUUUUGCACACUAUCUGCAAUCCUGGCAUACGUGAUAGACAUUGGGAUGCUAUGAGUGACAUCGUUGGAUUUGAUAUCAGACCACAAGAGGACACAUCCUUACACACAAUGCUGGAAUAUGGCUUAAACAAACAUCUCAACAAGCUGGAGGAGAUUGGAGCAGCAGCUGCUAAAGAGUACUCCCUGGAGAAGGCUUUGGAGAAGAUGAAGUCAGACUGGAAGGACUUGAAUUUUGAGAUGAUCCCAUAUAGAGACACUGGUGUAGCCAUCUUGUCAUCUAUUGAUGACAUUCAGCUCCAGCUGGAUGACCACAUUGUGAAAGCGCAGACUAUGCGCGGCUCACCUUUUAUCAAGCCUUUUGAAGUAGAAAUGAAGGAGUGGGAAGAGAAACUUGUCCUUAUGCAGGACAUUCUGGAUGAGUGGCUUAAGUGCCAAGCAACCUGGUUGUAUCUGGAACCCAUCUUCAGUUCUGAAGAUAUCAUGGCUCAGAUGCCAGAGGAAGGUCGAAAGUUUGGCAUAGUGGACUCUUAUUGGCGUGAUAUCAUGACUGAAGCCAUGAAGGACAGAAAUUGCCUGGUGGCUACCAGCCAGAAUAACAUGUUGGGGCGACUGAAAGAAGCCAAUGUUCUGCUGGAAGAGAUUCAGAAGGGCCUGAAUGCAUACCUAGAAAAGAAGCGACUAUACUUUCCCAGGUUUUUUUUCUUGUCCAAUGAUGAGCUGCUAGAGAUUCUGUCAGAGACCAAGGACCCGCUUCGUGUGCAGCCCCACCUGAAAAAGUGCUUUGAGGGCAUUCACAAGCUGGAAUUUACUGACCAGCAGGAGAUUGUUGGCAUGAUCUCUGCUGAGAAAGAGACUGUUCCUUUUAUUACCAAAAUAUUUCCAGCAAAGGCUAAGGGUAUGGUGGAGAAGUGGCUGCUGCAAGUAGAAGAUACGAUGAUCAGCAGUGUGCGUAAGGUAGUGCUGGACUCCAUACAAGCUUACCGUGACUCCCCACGCAAACGUUGGGUCAUUGAAUGGCCUGGCCAGGUGACCCUUUGUGUCUCUUCCAUCUUUUGGACUUUUGAAGUAACACAGGCCAUGUCUGAACCAGAUGGCAUGCAGCUGUAUCUGGAGAAGAGUAACAAGCAGAUUGAAGAGAUUGUGGAACUGGUACGAGGAAAACUGGAGUCAGGAGCCCGCAUUACUCUGGGUGCAUUGACUGUCAUUGAUGUACAUGCUCGUGAUGUGGUGGCUGACAUGACGAAGAAUAAUGUCACCAGUCCCCUUGAUUUCACUUGGUUGUCACAACUGCGUUAUUACUGGGAGGAGGACGUCAUUGUGCGAAUGAUCACUACGGAUAUCAAGUAUGGGUAUGAGUACCUGGGCAACACACCUCGCCUCGUUAUCACUCCCCUCACUGACAGGUGUUACAGAACGCUGAUGGGAGCUUUGAAACUUAACCUUGGAGGUGCUCCUGAAGGUCCUGCAGGUACUGGCAAGACUGAGACCUGCAAAGAUCUAGCUAAAGCAGUAGCCAAACAGUGUGUGGUUUUCAACUGCUCAGAUGGCCUUGAUUUCAAGGCCAUGGGAAAGUUUUUCAAGGGGCUGGCACAGGCAGGGGCGUGGGCUUGCUUUGAUGAAUUCAACCGCAUUGAACUGGAAGUGCUGUCUGUAGUAGCCCAGCAGAUCCAGUCCAUUCAGAUGGCUAUUGCUGCACACCUCAAGCGCUUUAUAUUUGAAGGUACAGAGCUGUCUUUAGACCCCACCUGCACUAUCUUCAUCACCAUGAACCCAGGCUAUGCUGGCCGUCAGGAAUUGCCUGACAAUCUUAAGGUUCUGUUCAGAACAGUAGCCAUGAUGGUGCCAGACUAUGCUAUGAUUGGAGAGAUUGUGCUGUACUCGAUGGGUUUUGUCAAUGCCAGAAGCCUGGCCAACAAGAUCGUAGCAACAUACACACUGUGCUCGGAGCAGCUGUCCUCUCAGCACCACUACGAUUAUGGCAUGAGAGCUGUCAAGUCUGUACUUACAGCAGCUGGCAAUCUCAAGCUCAAGUACAUGGACACUGAUGAAGCUGUCUUGUUACUGAAGGCUAUCAAUGAUGUGAACCUGCCAAAAUUUCUAUCACAAGAUGUUCCCUUGUUUGAGGGUAUAAUUGCUGACUUGUUCCCUGGGGUUGAACUGCCAAAACCUGACUAUGGUGUCUUCAUGGAGGCACUGAAAGACAACAUUUCCAAGAGGAAACUGCAGGCUGUUCCUUGGUUCCUAGAAAAAAUUGUUCAAGUGUAUGAAAUGAUUCUUGUCCGUCAUGGUCUGAUGAUUGUUGGGGAGCCACUUGGUGGAAAGACCAUGAGUUAUCAGGUGCUGGCUGAUGGACUGGGAGAUCUUCAUGUGUCUGGACUGUUUGAAGAAUUUCGCACUGUCUACCGCAUCAUCAACCCCAAGUCCAUCACCAUGGGACAGUUAUAUGGCUGCUUUGACCCAGUCUCUCAUGAGUGGACAGAUGGUGUUCUAGCAAACACUUUCAGAGAGUAUGCUAGCAAUCCAAAUGAUGACAGAAAGUGGAUCUUGUUUGAUGGGCCAGUGGAUGCUGUCUGGAUUGAAAACAUGAACACUGUUCUGGAUGACAAUAAGAAGCUCUGUCUAAUGAGUGGUGAGAUCAUCCAGAUGAGCAACAAAAUGAAUCUGAUUUUUGAACCAGCUGAUUUGGAACAGGCUUCUCCAGCCACUGUUUCCCGCUGUGGCAUGAUAUAUCUGGAGCCCCACCAACUGGGCUGGAAGCCUCUGAUGCAUUCAUACAUGCAGUACACAUUGCCUGAGAGUCUUGGCCAAGAAAACAGGGAGCUAGUGACAGACUUGUUUGAGUGGCUGGUACAGCCAUCUCUAGACUUUGUUCGUCGCAACUGCCAGACCUUUAUCACCACCUCUGACAUGCAUAUGGUGCUCACUCUCAUGAGGCUCUACUCAGCUCUAAUGGAUGAAAUCAUUGAGACUGUCAAUACUGUUCCUGUGGAGGGAGAGGAACCCAAGCAAGGACAGCUGACACCACAGCAGGUUACACUGUGGCUGCAAGGACUGUUUCUCUUUUCUCUGGUUUGGACAAUUGGUGGCACUGUAAGUGGGGAAAGCAAAAAAAAGUUUGAUGUCUUCUUCCGCACCCUGAUCAGCGGCACUGACAAUGACCACCCAAAGCCCAAAAGCAUCAAGAUAACCAAGAGCAACUCAUUCCCUGAGAGGGACAGCGUCUUUGACUUCUGCUUCCAAAAAAAGAGCAGUGGAAACUGGGUUACUUGGCUUGAGAGCCUUCAGCACAGUAAGCAGGCAGCUGCAGUUUCUGGAGUAAAGCUUAGUGACAUCAUCAUUGAGACCAAUGAGACAGCUCGGCAAGAAUUCUUUCUACAUCUUUUUCUGACUCAUGAGAUCCCUGUUCUCUUUGUGGGUCCUACUGGUACUGGCAAGUCUGCCAUCACAAACAACUACCUUCUCAGUUUACCCAAGGAUGUGUACAUACCCAACUGCAUUAACUUUUCAGCCAGAACAUCAGCCAACCAAACCCAAGACAUCAUCAUGUCCAAGCUUGACAGGCGACGGAAGGGUGUUUUUGGGCCUCCCAUGAACAAGAAAUCAGUGGUUUUCGUUGAUGACCUGAGCAUGCCAGCUAAGGAGAAGUAUGGGGCACAGCCUCCUAUUGAGCUACUGCGUCAAUGGAUUGACCACAAACAUUGGUACGACAAAAAGGACACUUCCAAGAUCUUCCUAGUGGAUGUGCUGUUUGUGUCAGCCAUGGGACCUCCUGGUGGUGGACGCAAUGACAUUUCAAGCCGAAUGACUCGCCACAUGAACAUAGUAACCAUUGAUGAGUUUGACGACCCCACUAUGAUUCGUAUUUUCACUUCCAUCACAGACUUGCAUUUUGGAAAAGGCUUUGAAGCCAGCUUUGUCAGAAAUGGAAAACUGUUGGUGAGUGCCACAAUGGAUGUGUAUAAGGAAUCCAUAGCCAAAUUUUUGCCCACACCAACAAAAUCACACUAUGUCUUCAAUCUGCGUGAUUUUUCGCGUGUCAUUCGUGGAGUGUUGUUGGUACCUGCUACCAACAUGGUAGAGACAGAGAAGCUGAUUCGAUUGUGGGUUCAUGAAGUGUACAGAGUCUUCUAUGACAGACUUAUCGAUGAGGAGGACAGAGUGACAUUCUUCAGUAUUGUACGUGAACAGUGCCAAGCUCACUUCAAGCAAAGUAUUGACAAGGUGCUGGGGCACUUGUCAAAGUCAGGGAAAGUGGUGGACGAUGAUGUGCGAAGCCUGUUCUUUGGGGAUUACAUAAAUUCUGAGAACAAGGUUUAUGAUGAAAUUACUGACUUCAAGGAGCUGACCAGUGUCAUGGAACAUUAUUUGGAAGAGUACAACACAGUAAGCAAAGCACCCAUGUCACUUGUCAUGUUCAAAUUUGCCAUCGAACACAUCUCUAGAGUGUCACGAGUGCUGCUACAAGACAAUGGUCAUGCCCUCCUUGUUGGUAUUGGAGGUUCUGGUCGCCAGAGUGCUGCUAAGCUGGCAGCUUUCAUGGCCGAUUAUGAACUGUUUAUGAUUGAGAUCACCCGCAACUACACAACUACAGAGUGGCGUGAAGAUCUGAAAAAACUCCUGAAGAAAACUGGUGUUGAGGGUAAGCAGACAGUUUUCCUCUUUUCUGACAAUCAGAUCAAGGAUGAAUCCUUUAUGGAGGACAUCAGUAUGAUUCUCAACACAGGUGAUGUGCCCAACAUUUUUCCUUCUGACGAGAAAGCCGACAUCAUUGAAAAGAUGCAGACUGUUGCUCGGAAUGCUGGACGAAAGAUGGAGGCAACCCCAUUAUCAAUGUACAACUACUUUAUUGAACGUGUAAAGUCAAAUUUGCAUGUUGUGCUUGCCAUGAGCCCAAUUGGAGAUGCUUUCCGCAAUCGUUUGCGCAUGUUCCCUUCCUUAAUCAACUGCUGCACUAUAGACUGGUUCCAGGCAUGGCCAGAAGAUGCCCUGGAGAUGGUGGCAAACAAGUUCCUAGAAGAACUGGACAUGGAGGACUCUGUCAGGCUUGCUUGUGUUGGCAUGUGCAAACAUUUCCAUGAAUCUGUUCGCAUGCUUUCCAUGAGGUUUUUUGAUACCCUUCGGCGACAUAAUUAUGUGACUCCCACUUCCUACCUUGAGCUGAUCCUCACCUUCAAGAACCUGCUGAAUGUAAAGCGUAAUGACAUAAUGAUGAUGAAGAAUAGAUAUGUCAAAGGCCUGGAGAAACUGGAGUUUGCAGCAUCUCAAGUGUCAGUCAUGCAGCAAGAGCUGACAGACCUACAGCCAGAGCUGAUUAAAACAUCAGCAGACACUGAAAAACUUAUGAUUAAGAUUGAACAGGACACUGUGGAGGUAGAGGCCAAAAAGGAGGUGGUGGCUGCAGAUGAGGCUGUAGCCAAUGAAGCUGCAGCAGCUGCUCAGGCUAUCAAAGAUGAAUGUGAGAGUGACCUAGCAGAAGCCAUUCCUGCCCUGGAAGCUGCGAUCUCUGCCUUGAAUACCCUUAAACCUGCUGACAUCACUGUGGUCAAGUCUAUGAAGAAUCCCCCAAACAUAGUAAAGCUGGUGAUGGAGUCUGUGUGUGUCAUGCUCAACAUCAAGUCUGAGCGCAAGCCAGAUCCUGGAGGCUCAGGAAAGAUGAUUGAGGACUACUGGGGACCAUCUCAGAAGCUUCUUGGUGACAUGAAGUUUCUUGAAAAACUAAAGACAUAUGACAAAGACAACAUUCCUCCAGCAGUCAUGAAGCGCAUCCGUGAAAAAUAUAUGACCAAUCCUGAAUUUGAUCCAACACUGGUGAAGAAUGCCUCAACAGCCUGUGAGGGUCUGUGUCGUUGGGUGAGAGCUAUGGAUGUUUAUGAUCGAGUGGCAAAGGUGGUGGCACCCAAAAAGAUUAAGCUGGCUGAGGCUGAGUCAGAACUUGCAGUGCAGAUGGUGAAGCUCAAUGAGAAGCGAGCUCAACUUCAGGCAGUUACAGACAAACUGCAAGCUCUAAAUGAUGAGUUUGAAGUUAUGACUCAGAAGAAGAAGGACCUGGAAGACAACAUAGACUUGUGCUCAAAGAAACUUGAUCGUGCUGAAAAGCUUAUUGGUGGACUUGGGGGAGAGAAGGACCGCUGGACAGAGGCAGCUCGACUGCUGGGUGAAAAAUAUAUCAACAUCUUAGGAGAUGUACUUUUAUCUGCUGGAGUUGUUGCCUACCUUGGGGCAUUCACUGUGGACUUCAGACAGACUGUCAUUAAGGAAUGGCAUGACUUGUGCCAGAAGAAGACAAUUCCUUGUUCCAAACACUUCACCCUCAAUGCCACACUGGGUGAGCCAGUAGCUAUCCGUGCUUGGAACAUUGCUGGCUUACCUAUUGAUGCCUUCAGUGUGGACAAUGGCAUCAUAGUCAGCAAGUCACGGCGCUGGCCUCUCAUGAUUGAUCCUCAAGGUCAGGCAAACAAGUGGAUAAAAAACUUGGAGAAGGAGAACAAAUUAAGCAUCAUUAAGCUGUCUGAUGCUAACUACAUGCGUGUGCUUGAGAACUCAAUCCAGUUUGGUACACCAGUUCUGCUGGAAAAUGUUGGAGAAGAGCUUGAUCCCAUUCUGGAACCCAUCCUGCAGAAGCUGACCUUCAAACAGCAGGGUGUGGAGUACAUCCGUCUGGGUGACAAUGUCAUUGAGUACUCCCAGGAUUUCAAACUGUACAUCACCACUCGUCUGCGUAAUCCACAUUAUCUACCUGAAGUAUCUGUGAAGGUGUGCCUGCUGAAUUUUAUGAUCACACCCCAAGGACUGGAAGAUCAGCUCUUGGGCAUUGUGGCCGCUAAGGAGAAGCCAGAGCUGGAAGAGAAGAAGAACCAACUCAUCAUUGAGAGUGCACAGAAUCAAAAACAGCUCAAGGAGAUAGAGGACAAAAUUCUGGAAGUCCUGUCAUCAUCACAAGGUAACAUCUUGGAGGAUGAAGCAGCCAUCAAAAUCCUUUCAUCAUCCAAAGUUCUGUCUGAGGAGAUCUCAGCCAAGCAGAAAAUUGCUGCAUCCACAGAGAAGGAAAUUGAUGAGACUCGCAACAGCUACAAACCUGUUGCUGUACACUCAUCCAUCCUCUUUUUCUGUAUUUCUGACCUGGCCAACAUCGAGCCCAUGUACCAGUAUUCUCUCACCUGGUUUAUCAACCUCUACCUGCAGUCAAUUAUCAACAGUACACCAUCUGAUGUCAUUGAAGACCGAAUUGUGAACUUAAAUGAUCACUUCACCAACAGCAUUUAUCGGAAUGUUUGCCGUUCUCUGUUUGAGAAGGACAAACUGCUCUUCUCAUUUCUCCUAUGUAUUGGUAUUUUGAAGGGAGGGGGGAGGAUAGACGAAGAUGUAUGGCGCUUCCUUCUCACAGGAGGAGUGGCACUUGAAAACCCCCAUCCUAACCCUGCCCCAGAAUGGCUUGGAGAAAAAUCAUGGGGAGAGAUCGUUCGUGCUUCCAACCUUCCCAAUCUAAAAGGAUACAUGGAGCAUGUGAAACAGCAUAUUGUUGUUUGGAAACUGUUCUAUGACUCUUCUUCUCCCCAUACUUAUAAACUGCCCAGUCCUUUUGAUGCUGUGGGUGGUCUUGAUCGCAUGGUCAUCCUUCGUACACUGCGCCCAGACAAGAUGGUUCCUGCAGUGCAGGACUACAUUGUUGACAAUCUGGGACAGUCAUACAUUGAGCCUCCAACCUUUGACCUUGCUGGGUCAUUUGCAGACUCAAACUGCUGUGCGCCUUUAAUCUUUGUCCUCUCCCCUGGUGCUGAUCCCAUGGCAGCUUUGCUGAAGUUUGGAGCUGAUCUUGGCUAUGCUGGCAACAGGAUUCAGACUAUUUCACUUGGACAAGGACAGGGUCCUAUUGCAGCCAAAAUGAUUGAUGCUGGCAUCAGUGAUGGCUCCUGGGUAGUCCUCCAGAACUGCCACUUGGCAACAAGUUGGAUGCCAAAGCUGGAAAAGAUUUGUGAGGAGGUCAUUGUUCCUGAGUCAACAAGCAAUGAAUUCCGCCUCUGGCUGACCAGCUACCCUUCAGAAGAGUUUCCUGUCUCCAUUUUGCAAAAUGGUGUAAAGAUGACUAAUGAACCACCCAAAGGACUGCGUGCCAACCUCUUAAGGUCUUUCCUUAAUGAUCCAAUCUCUGACACAAACUUCUUCAAUGGCUGCAACAAGCCAGGUAAAUGGCACAAAAUGCUGUUUGGCCUAUGUUUUUUCCAUGCCAUGGUCCAAGAGCGUCGCAAAUUUGGGCCUCUGGGCUGGAACAUCCCAUAUGAGUUUAAUGAGUCAGACCUGCGCAUCAGUAUGAGACAGAUGCUGAUGUUCUUGAAUGACUAUGAGGAGCUGCCCCUCCCUGCCUUGACCUACUUAACAGGAGAGUGCAAUUAUGGUGGCCGUGUCACAGAUGAUAAGGAUCGCAGGCUACUCAUCUCACUAUUGUCAAUCUUCUACAAUGAGAGCAUUGUCUUUGAUGAUAAUUUCAAGUUCUCUCCAAGUGGUUUAUACUAUGCUCCAGCAGAGGGCCCAUACCAGAGUUAUAUUGAUUACAUAAGAACUCUGCCAAUAAAUCCUAAUCCAGAGGUAUUCGGGCUUCAUGAAAAUGCAGACAUCACUAAAGACAACAAAGAGACACAACAGCUGUUUGACAGCAUCUUAUUGACACUACCAAGACAGUCAGGAGGUAAAGGUAAAUCUUCAGGCCAGGUUAUCCAAGAGUUGGCAGCUGAUAUCCUUGGAAAACUACCAAAGGACUUUGAUAUCGAGUUUGUUAUGAAGAAAUACCCAGUGCUGUACAAUGACUCUAUGAACACUGUGCUGAGACAAGAGCUCAUCCGCUUCAACCGCUUGACCAAAGUUGUGCGAAGCUCACUUCAGAAUCUCCAGAAGGCCAUUAAAGGUCUGGUAGUCAUGUCUUCAGAGUUAGAGGAAGUCUUCAACAGCAUGUUAGUGGGCAAGGUUCCUGCUGUUUGGGCAGCCAAGUCUUAUCCAUCUCUGAAACCUAUGGGGUCUUACAUAACAGACUUGCUUCAAAGACUGAAGUUUUUCCAGGACUGGAUUGACAAGGGUGCCCCCAAAACUUUCUGGCUAUCUGGGUUUUACUUUACUCAGUCUUUCUUGACUGGUGUGUCACAGAACUUUGCUCGAAAAUACCACAUUCCCAUUGAUUUGGUUGGUUUUGAGUUUGAGGUGAUGAAGGAGGAAAAAGACAUGCCACAAAAGCCGAAUGAUGGUGCAUUUGUAUUUGGUCUGUUUCUUGAAGGGGCUCGCUGGGACAGAGAGCGGAUGAGAAUUGGAGAAUCUCUUCCCAAAAUCCUCUUCGAUCAGCUGCCUGUUAUCUGGCUAAAGCCAAACCAGGUGAGCAAGUUCACAGAAGUACCCAGCUACAGAUGUCCAGUGUACAAAACUUCAGCAAGGCGAGGUGUUCUCUCAACCACUGGACAUUCCACUAACUUUGUUCUUUUCAUCAAACUGCUGACAGACAAACCCCAGAUGCACUGGAUCAAUCGUGGUGUUGCGGCUUUGUGUCAGCUAGAUGACUAAGCAGUUAACAAACUUGACCAGAGACAGAAUUCCAUCAUCAUAAAGACAUUUUUGUCUUCUGUUUCAUAGUUUCAGUAUCUUUUAUGACCAGUCCAGACUUGGGUAAAACACUACCGUCCACCCUAACUUGGUUAUAAUGUCUUUCAUUUGAAAUUUAUGCUCAUUUCUUGAAAACCUAUAUAUUUAAAUGUUUUGGCAAUUUCCAAGCCACAUAUGACGUGCUCUUACUUAGCUGUGAUAUAUUGUCACUGAAUAUGUUUUUUAGUAAAGGGACAAAUAGCUUUGGCUCCUUGAUCUGUGAAAUGGUGCAUAACUGUUAUACAAAGAUUUUUCAUCUAAAACGUCUCCAGACUGGAACUUUUGCUCACAUAAUAGAUUUAUUGCUGAUCAGCUCAGUUCAUGCUGUAUUUUAUCUUAGUCUUUUGUUCAUUCCUUGUUAGAAUCUCAAAGCUGCAAGGACCAAACAAAGUUUGGAAGAAGGAAGAUUAAACCUUCACGCUUAAGGAAAAAAGUAGCACUUACUGAAACUUUCAUCACGUUUGCUGAUUCUUAAAACCCUAAGGGUCCAGAAAAUGCCUUAAUUUUUCUUUGUGUGUGUGUCAAAUAUUUGAUUUUUGUAGUUUACCUGACCAGAGUAAGGUGUCUUAUUUAACUCACUCAUGACUUAAAUUUUAAUGUUUCUGUAUGAUUUAUUAGAGUUCAUUUAACAAAUGACUUCUCACAUUGUUUGGGCGAUAUUAAAUGUAUUGAUUUAAUUAAAUGUAAAAAUGUGGAAAGCCAGCCAUAAGUGUCAAUAUAUUUCCACAUAUGAAUUAAAUUCACAGACGUUAAAAUCAGAUGAAUAACAUCCACUUACAAUUACCAACUGUAAUUCUGCUCAAAAAUUGCCUUCUUUUUUUUUUAAAAAAGAGAAAAAUUGAACACAUAUUUGCAAACCAUUAAACAAAUUUUUGUUCGUCUUUAGGUAACAGUGAAACUGAUUUGGUGAUUGUCAAUAUCAGUGACAGGAAAUACUCUGAUGUUUAAACUAGAUGCAGUGUAAAGUUCUAUGUUUGAGAACUGUGUAGCACAGGAAAACUUUGCAAAGGUGAUUUGACUCUUGUGUCUGCCAUGAAGAAGAGAGAGUAAAGGUAGCAACAUACUAUCUCAUUGUGGCAUCGUGGAAGAUCGAAGUGUAAUUUUAUUUUAAUAUUUAGCUUAGUAAUGUCAAUCAGGGUGAUAUCACACUUUACUUACUACUUCAGAUUGGGAAAUUAAUUUGCACAUUGUUGAUUUGAAAUAAAAAUCUAAUAAUAUGCAGAUUCAUGUAGAUAUACUGCAGAUACCAAUCCUGUGCAAGUUCCUCAAUGGGAAAAUAAUUUGCUAAGGAGGUAAAUAUUUUUUAUUUUGUGGUUGGAUAUUUUGUUGUCGCAUUUAUGUAUAUGGAUUAAUUUAAAACAUUGUACAUAUGUACAUUAAAAUAUUAAAAUACUUUUGACUUCUUGUAUGUUUUUAAAUGUCUAAGAGACAGAAGGAAAUACUUAUACAAACUGCUGUCAUUUUAUGUUUAAAUACCUAGGAAGAGACAGAAGAAAAGAAAAUACUUAUUUUGAUAACUGCUGCCACUUGAAGGACUGGCAUGCAGCAUCUGAUGUGUUUUUCUUUGUGCAUGAUUUUCACACUGAUGAAACAAAAUGAUUUCUGUGUACACCUUUAUUUACUGCCUGCUGGUAAAUAAAACAAGGUUCGUGUGACUCGAUGUAGUAGAUAAGAGUUUGACAUAACGAACACUUAAUGCAACAUAUUUAUAAGUUUGUAAAGUAUAAUUAUCACAUAUUGUUUGUAAAUAUUCAUACUAUGCAUUAUAAAAAAAUGAAGACUGGUAGGACUGUGAUUUUUGUGUGUGUUGCAUAACUAUUGACAGUUAUUAAAAUGAAUUCUAUCAUA